UCUCACUCUCAGGCUAGGGAUAGGGUUUCUUCCCAGAUGGAGAGCGUAAUUUGGCUCGUCAACCGUUUGCAGAGAGCUUGUACGGUCCUUGGGGACCACGGCGAUGAUCGCAAUUUGCCAACGCUUUGGGACGCUCUUCCCACCAUCAUCGUCGUCGGAGGACAGAGUUCUGGAAAGUCUUCUGUGUUGGAGAGCAUCGUUGGGCGUGAUUUUCUGCCCAGAGGAUCAGGGAUUGUGACGAGGAGGCCGUUGGUAUUGCAGCUUAACAAGACAGAGCAAGGGCAGGAGGACUACGCACAGUUUCUUCACACUGGAAAUAAAAAGUUCACCGAUUUCUUUGGAUCUAAUCUUCUGUCUCUAUGGUUUUCUUACCAAGCUAUGGUGCGGUCAGAAAUCCAGGCCGAAACUGACAGGGUAACUGGGAGGACAAAGCAGAUUUCUUCACUUCCUAUUAAUCUUAGUAUCUACUCCCCAAAUGUUGUUAAUUUGACACUGAUAGAUUUACCCGGUUUAACAAAGGUUGCUGUAGAGGGACAGCCAGAGAAUAUUGUUCAAGAAAUUGAAAGCACGGUUCGUUCCUACAUACAGAAGCCGAAUUGCAUCAUUUUAGCCAUAACUCCAGCAAAUCAAGAUAUUGCAACAUCUGAUGCUAUUAAACUUGCUCGAGAAGUUGAUCCAACAGGUGAACGGACAUUUGGCGUGCUGACAAAGCUUGAUCUCAUGGAUAGGGGAACAAAUGCGUUGGACGUUCUCGAAGGAAGAUCUUAUCGAUUGCAACAUCCUUGGGUUGGAAUUGUGAAUCGUUCACAGGCUGAUAUAAAUAGAAACAUUGACAUGAUUGCUGCACGGCGUAAGGAGCGGGAAUUUUUUGCCACCAGUUCUGAGUAUGGGCACUUAGCCAGCAGAAUGGGUUCUGAAUAUCUUGCAAAACUGCUUUCAAAGAAUCUGGAGUCUGUAAUUAAGGCUCGAAUACCGGGUCUUGUGUCUUUGAUUAACAAAAACAUUGAUGAUCUUGAAGCAGAGCUUGACCACCUUGGUAGGCCUUUGGCUCUUGAUGCAGGGGCCCAGUUAUACACCAUUUUAGAGCUCUGCCGUGCAUUUGACCAUAUAUUUAAGGAGCAUCUUGAUGGAGGGCGACCUGGAGGAGAUCGAAUUUAUGGUGUUUUUGACUACCAGCUCCCUGUUGCUCUAAGGAAGCUUCCAUUUGAUCGUUAUCUUUCACUGCAAAAUGUGAGGAAAGCCGUCUCUGAGGCAGAUGGAUACCAACCUCAUCUGAUUGCACCCGAACAAGGUUACCGACGCCUAAUUGAAGGUGCCCUUAAUUAUUUUAGAGGCCCAGCUGAAGCUUCAGUAGAUGCAGUCCACUUCAUUCUGAAGGAACUUGUGAGAAAGUCAAUCGUAGAAACUCAGGAGUUGAGGCGUUUUCCAACUCUUCAAGCCGACAUAGCAGCGGCUGCCAAUGAAGCAUUAGAGAGGUUCCGUGAUGACAGUAGGAAAACUGUGUUACGGAUGGUGGACAUGGAAUGCUCAUACAUUACUGUUGAUUUCUUCCGGAAACUUCCCCAGGAAGUGGAGAAGGGUGGAAAUCCUACUGCUUCUACUGCAGAUCGCUACACAGAAGGUCACUUCCGGAGGAUAGGUUCAAAUGUUUUAUCUUAUGUUGUGAUGGUGUCCGAGACACUCAGGUACACCAUUCCAAAAGCCGUGGUUUAUUGUCAAGUUCGUGAGGCUAAGCAAUCUUUACUAGAUCACUUUUAUACCCACUUGGGCAAAAAGGAGGGCCAGCAGCUUGCACAUUUACUGGAUGAAGAUCCAGCGUUACUGGAGAGAAGGCAGCAAUGUACAAGGAGGCUUGAGUUGUACAAGUCUGCAAGGGAUGAAAUUGAUUCAGAGUUGUGGGCAAGAUGAGUAUCGACUUUUGUGUAGAGAUACUUCUGUUACAGAUCUUCCUUGUGGUAUAUUGGAUUUAGACUUUUAAGUUUGAUUGGUGGCACUCAGCUGCCUAGGUUGGCAUUCUAUUUGAUAUUUCUUUCGAUGCUGACACUUUAUUGCAAAAGGCUCGGUCUUAGUUCCACAAGGUUGCAAUCAAGCCACCACGUGGAUUAUGUAGUCUGGGCGGGUUGUCCUUCUCGAGGAGUGGAUGGGGACAUAGAGAAAUUUUAAUUUUGACACAACAUGAUGACUUACAA
Ilex paraguariensis (yerba mate) is the source of this 2189-nucleotide messenger RNA. Lineage: Eukaryota; Viridiplantae; Streptophyta; Magnoliopsida; Aquifoliales; Aquifoliaceae. The record is from the annotation of a GenBank genome assembly.